Stegodyphus dumicola is the source of this 18888-nucleotide messenger RNA. RefSeq names its product tyrosine-protein phosphatase 69D-like. NCBI's taxonomy places the organism in Eukaryota, Metazoa, Arthropoda, Arachnida, Araneae, Eresidae. Gene Ontology annotation, biological process: protein dephosphorylation. The record is from RefSeq and is a predicted model, not a curated record. Gene Ontology annotation, molecular function: protein tyrosine phosphatase activity; protein binding.
AACGUGUUAAAUGUUAUUUUAAAAUGUUUCAGCUUAAAAAAUGCACAAGCACGGACCACAGUAUUUGGAGAACGGUGAACGUUUAGGCCUUACUGCCCUAAUACUAAGGACUAUUCAUCGCAAUGGUGGACCUUUAUCUAAAAUCCCUCGACUUGGCCCAAUUGCAGCAGAGGAACUACCAGCAGCAUUCAUUGAAAGACAUAUGGACAGUGAUUUACUUUUUCAAAGUGAAUUUGAGGCCCUACCUGAUAGUUUUAAGGACAGAACAACUCAUGCAUCGGAUGCUCCCGAGAAUAUGAAUAAAAAUAGGUAUCCUGAUAUUAAAGCAUAUGAUCAAACAAGAGUUAGAUUACCAGUCAUAGAAGGUAUUCCAGGCUCUGAUUAUAUCAACGCUAAUUUUAUAGAUGGCUAUAAGUCAAGGAAGAUGUUCAUUUGUGCUCAAGGUCCUCUUGACAGAACUGUAACAGACUUUUGGCGAAUGCUGUGGGAACACAGAGUUACUGUAGUUGUCAUGCUUACUGGUAUUGAAGAACAUGGUCAGGUUAAAUGCGCUCAGUAUUGGAAUGACAGUUGUACGAAGGAAAUUGAGAAGAUGUUUGUGGUGACGGUUAUAAGCACAAAAAGAUAUUCUGACUACAUAGUUCGGAGGUUCAAAGUGGAAUACACGAAAGAUGGUUUAACAGAAGAACGAGAAGUGUUGCAUUUUCAUUUUGUUCUAUGGAAAGACUUUUUAGCUCCAGAGCAGCCAUCUUGGUUGCUUCGCUUUAUAAAACGUGUUAAUGAACAUUAUUGUUCAGAUAGAGGUCCUCUUCUAGUCCAUUGCAGUGCUGGUGUAGGUCGCACAGGUACUUUUGUAGCCAUAGAUAGUCUACUACAGCAACUUGAAGAAGAAGGUAGAAUAGAUGUAUUUGCACAUGUAAGCAAUUUACGUCAUCAACGAAAUUUUUUGGUCCAGUCACUAAAACAAUACAUUUUUGUGUACAGAGCAUUAAUGGAACAUGCACAGUUUGGUGACACAGAAAUAGAAGUGAGGCAUCUGAAAGACCACUAUGAAUUAUUAAAAGAAAAAGUUGGUGACACUGAUAAAACUGGCCUUGCGAUAGAAUUCGAGAAACUAGGUGAUGUUAUUGAAGAUCCAAAGACUUGCUGUGUUGGCACUAUGGAUAUGAAUGUAGGAAAGAAUCGAUAUGAUUUUAUUAUUCCUUAUGAUCUUAAUAGAGUCAUUCUACCACCUUCUCCUUCUAGAGAUCAUUCUUCCUAUAUAAAUGCAUCUUUUAUUCAGGGUUAUGACAGAUCUUUGUCUUUUAUUAUAACUCAAGAUCCUUUAGAAUCUACAGUAAUUGAAUUCUGGAGAAUGAUAAAAGAACAGAGCAUUACAACUCUAGUAAUGCUUUCUGAAAUUGGAGAAGGGCAGACAAAGUGUCAGCCUUAUUGGCCUACUGAAGGAGAAGAAAAAGUCUGUGACUACAUAAAAGUGACUUUUGAAAGUAGUGAGAAAUUUCACUUUUAUACAAAACGAGAAUUUUUAGUCAUUAAUACAAAGUCAAAAAGCAAUGAAAAACAUAAAAUCACUCAGUUUCAAUUUCAAGAAUGGCCUUGUAGUGCUGGUACAGUUCCUGAGGGCACACUGGGUUUACUUACAUUAAUAGAAGAUGUGCAACAGAACCAAGAAAAGCAAAUAGGAAGUGGCCCCAUAACAGUUCAUUGCAGUGGUGGAGGUGAUCGAAGUAGUGUAUUCGUAACUUUGAGUGUUCUCAUACAGCAACUAAAAGCUGAGGAAAGAGUGGAUGUUUUCCAAGCAGCACGGUAUACUCGAUCGCAGAGGCAUUGUAUGCUUCAAACACUGGCACAGUAUGACUUCUUAUAUCGAGGGUUAUUAGAGUACAUUAUAUCCAGGAAUUUGUGUGACAUGGGCGAUACACAACUAUGAUUCUUUAUCAUGAAAUAUUCCAUCCAUCAUUUACUGUUUCUCUGCCUGCCUUAUCUGGCAAUAAUUGGACCUCUGUGGUCUAUGCUGUCCAGCCAGCAAGUCUGGUGAAGUUGUUGCUCAAGUUGAAGAGUGCCAUUAUUAUGGUGAUUUUUGUUAAUCACUGAUUGGCUAGUUACAGAAUGGUGAAUAUCUGUACUGCAAUGAAAUUUGUGGUUCUGAUUUAAUAAAGUUUAUCAAUUAGAGUUGAUAAAGAUUUCUGCUUGAUUGUGAAGAGAAUGUAGACAUGUAUUCAAUCUUCAAAUGAACUGCAGCAAAAAUGUAUAGCCAUUAAUGGACAAAAUGUCAGUUGUUCUGUGACAUUUUUUAGAACUUUCCAGGACAGCAUUUUAGGCAAUAUUUGAGGAUAUUGGUGCAAUUGCAUCACUUACAUACAUAAUCCAUGACUUCUUAGAAGGCUGUUAAGCUAUGGUGCUACAAGUUAUGGAACAUGGAUGACAUCUGAUGCAACAGAGAGCAUAAAGCUUUUGGCUUUCUACACUUUGAGAAAAAUCAGCUCACUGUGGAGUGCCUAUAACCUCAAUCUGCUGCAUUAAUCAAUUUUGCCAUUAGCGUGACAGGUGCUUUGACUUAUUAGGUGUGCAUGUGUAUGAAAGUGUUUAGUUGUAUAUAGUUUAUAUUUUGUAAUUAUUGCUGUGCAAGACAGCCUUAUGGUUUUUGUUAUUACUUUAUACUACUUUUAUAAGGAAUGAUUCCUCUUUAGUGAGGUAAUAAAAAUAGACUAUAAAAACAGUUUCUCUUAUGUAUGUUAUUUAAAUAUGUUUCUGUCCAAGUUAAGUGUUAGUCAACAUAUGAAAAACUAAAGGAGUAUCAGCUUUAGGAUUUAUACAUACACUAUUGGCAGCUUUUAUUGCUGCCAGAACAUCUAUAUUAAUGUUUUGUCAUUUAUAUUUUGAACUUUUAUUUGGAGAGCAACAUAUCAGAUUGAAACCAGUCAGUAUUUUUCAUAUAGUAAUUUACUUUUAAUUCUUGGCAUGUGGCUCUCAUGACUAACUUAAAAGAACGUUUUUGAACACCAGCAUUUAUAACUUCACUCUUUAAAAAGGAAUUUCAGGAUUUCAUAUCAGAGUUUACACACUUAAAUGUGCUUACACAUGUUCAUGACAGCUGAAGUUUUAUUUUUUCAUUUCUUUCAUUAUAGUGCAACAUCAAGUUAAGGACCACCUAAGAAAUUGUAAUUAUUUUGUACACUAAUGUAAUUAUUCAUAUUAUUUCCUGCUUCUGUCUUAUGAUUGAAUUUUCUGUAAGGUUUCAUUUUUUGCAUGGAGGCUUCUCAUGAGAAUGAAAAAGAACAUAAAUUGUGCCAUAUUUAUGGAGAAUGAAAGCUCUUCUCCUACGAUUUAUUUUUCAAUUCAGUGAUUGCCAAAUUUUUUCAUUUAAUAACUAGAAUGAUGUUAUGGUUAAACUUGUUUCUUUGUCAUAAAUUAUUAAGUAUAAUAUUUUGGCACUGAGUCAUGACGUGUAUUUGUGCCAGUCAAAAUUUUAUGUAUAUAGCUUGCCAAUCAUAAGAAUCAUAAGACAGAAUUUUAAAACUUUUUUUAAAUUUGAUAUAACUAUUAAAUAUUAAAAUUGGUAAGCUAAUAGUCUAACAAUAUUUAUAAUAUUCAUUAGUUUCAAAACUGGUUAUUAAAAUUGUUAACCAAAAAAAUAUAUUUUGUGACCUUAUAAAAAUUUUAAGUCAAAUUAUUGAUUAAUAAAAAUAUUAAUAUUACCUAGAUCUUAAACCUGUGUAUUUCCGGAGAUUUAAAAAAAAUUCUUUGAAUUCAGUUUGUAGAAUAAUAUUAUCAUUUUAUGAAUUAAAAGCUAAAUUCUUUAUGAAAGCAAUAUGUUUCAGGCUUAUAACAUGUUGUAGAUUUUUUUGGGCUGAUUUUUGAAUUCAGUAUAGUUAACCAUGCCACAAAUUUUAUUGGUAUAAUAAAAACUGUGAGAAUAAUAUCUUUAAUUGCUUUUUUGGACAGUAAUCCAUAUUAUGCAGCAAAAAAAUUGUCUUUGGCACUUUCCAUGUAUAUGAUAUGGCUCAUCCCCAUAUUCUGUCAAAUGCAAAUUUCAGAUAGUAGUUUGUUAGUUCCUCUUUCCUUUUGGUUAUUUUUUAAAGUUUAUGGGAUACUCCUAAAAUAUUUCUACCAUUAAAAUUCUCAGAAAUUUUAAUGUUAAUAUAAUUAAUUUAUUUUUCACACUUAUAUAUUCUUUAGCAUGAAUAUAUAUUCUUUAGCAUGGUAAGCAAUUUAUUGCACUGUAAUACAUUUAAAAUUAAGUACAAAUAUUAAACAUUUUAAUAGAGUGUUUAUUUUUCAAAAAUAGUUUCAGUUCAAAUAUACUUCUGAGAAUUCUUUUUUAACGCAUAUUUUUAAAUGAAAUUGAUUAUCAGCAUCAUUAAGGCUCUGGAAUUUUCAUGCUUGCAAGGAGCUGUGCAAAAUUUGUUUUUCUCAAUAUUAGCUGAUGAGGUAACUUUUCAACAUGUUCCCAGUGACAUGCAAGCUGCCUCUUUGUUAAUCUAUCUAAGAGCAUAAAAUAAAAGAUAGUCAGAGUUUUAAAGUAUUGCAUGAGGCCAUAUCUUUCACUAAUAAUGUAGCAAAAAUCUUUGAAAAUCUAAGUGUAACACUUAUAAUUGUUUGGGUAGAGAAAAGGGGACUUGCUGUAGUCUGAAAGUUGCCACUUGCCAGUUACAAGUUAAGAAGACAUUGUCAUAGUAAAAAGGAAAUGUAUGCAGUCUGAUUUUAUAAUAAUAAUGUUAGAAUAUCAAAUAUAUAUUUUAUGUUUUAUUAACAUUCCAGUCCAUGUUCAUCUGGCCCAUUUUAAAGACAGUACCUAAAGUCUUCAAAUUUUGCUGAAGUAAUGCUCUAUGUUUGCAGUAGUAUACAGCAAGUAUUGGCAGCUAUAUACUCUCCAUGGUAAUCAUGAAAUUGUAAAAGUUUUUUUUUUUUCUUUUAAUAAGGACUAUCCAUUAACAAAACCAUACCAAUGCUAGUAAGUCUGUGUAAUUAUGUUGGAAAUUUAAAAAUUGCAUCCUAAGUUGGACCAAGUUUAUGAAUUAACAUGUUGACAACCAGUCAAGCAAACAAUGAAUUUCUCAUGUUGAAAUAUAUUAUAUGUUUGCAUUUUUGGUCAAGUUUGAUUAGAAUGUUGAAAAUAGUGCACUUUUCAUGCAUUUUCCUGCCAUUAUUCAUGAUGUUUGUUUAUAAUGCAGUGGCUGCUCCUAAGAAAUACAAUCUUUUAGGUUUUCUUGCUAAUUUAUUUGGUUAAUAGAGAGAUUUUUUAAUAUAAUUACAGCUGAGGAGGCUUAUAUACUAUUGAGGACACUUUUGUUUAAAGAAUACCAUGUUCUGUCUGGAUGUCUUCUAGGCAAUUUGACUAGCCAGUGCUUUGAAGUAAAUUAAUCUAAGAGAUAGCACUGCUUCUAUAGGGCUCCUUUAUAAGUCUUAAUGCAUCCUUUUAACAUUUGAUUAAAGUGUUCUAGAACUGCAGACAAAUUUACAUGUAGUUUUUCUGUGUUAAUUCUGUUCUUUCAUUGUAAAUUUAGUUUUAAAUUUUUUUUUUUUUUUUUUUUUUUUUUUUUUUUUUUUUUUUGUUUGUUUGUUUGUUUUUGUUUUGCAAAUGUAGUAAUUGCAAAAUUUGAUUCAAACAAUCUCAUAGCAGUUUCCAUAUUGAGAAAUCAAACUAAAUUGUUUUCAUCAUUCAAAAUGUGUCAUCAUAUUUUUCAGCUUCUAUUUAUUUUGGUUAUUUAGACAUUAGUAGCAAUGCCCAUCUUGGUUGAUAUGGUAGGUAGCAAAGUUGAAUGCUAUAUCAUUGGUCCCAGUUUCAAAUUCCUAGGAAAACCUAGAAUUUCCUUUUGUCAAUUUCUAAUGUCUUUAUCACAUGCAGGGCACUUAAAGUCAGCCGAAUCGAAAGCCCUCUUGAGAGGUUGGAGGUAGAGGAAAACUAGUGUAAGACCUUCGGUUUCCGUCCCAUGAGUUGUUCCACAGAAACAUUGGGAUAGAGCUGGAAAAUAGUCAAACUGUUACCAAUUUAGUGCCCAAGGUCUUUGUCACUUACAAAGUGAAACUCUUCUCUACCUUCUGGCAAAGAUGAUUCUUAGACCUGAUCUGUAGCAGCAAUAAAAAAAAUCUCAGUUUUUUUUUAUUGCCUCAGUCAUUGAAAACCAGCCAAAGCAGCUUUUUUAUUAUUAUUAUUAUUAUUAUUAUUUGAAACCUUAUCUUGUUUCUUUCUCAUCUGCAACAUUGUAUUUUAAAUUUGGUAUUGAAUAUUUCCCACCUGAAAGCUUGGAUGUUAGCAACAGCAUAUAUGCAUAAAUCAUCAGAUUCUUCUUUCUUGAAUGUUGCAUUUUAAAUAAAACUAGUGAAAUAAUAUUUGUAAUAUUUGUCUACUGGGAUGCACACUUGAAUUCUUUGAUACUAGAUUAAUAGGUAUAAUAUAAAUAAUUAUUUAUAUUUUUUGUAUAGCAGGCCACAUUGUCUCAUUGUCCACAUUGUCAGAGUACACAUUGUACGUAUUUGUAUUUCAUAGUAUUUUAGAUAAUUUACUAUAUUUCAUGCUAGCAAUGAAAAUAUAUAGAUAAGGAGAAAGAGAGCAAGUGAGCAACAGGAUAUAUUGGUAUGGCUGUAGCUUCUUUGUGUAUGAGAAUGGACAGAGAUUGUUAAGGAGUUAUACAUGGAAGAUAUGACAGAUGCAGUGACCCUCUAUUUAUCACAUUACCAAGCCUGGGAAAAAAAUCAAGAUGCAAAAAAUUCUUUUCGUUUUAAAAUUAAUUUAUACAUUAUUACAGUUAAAGCAGUUUUUUAUAUUCCUGGUAAUCACUAGAUUUACCUGUGCAUAAAGUGUUACUGAUGUAUGGGCAUGCUUAACAACUAUUUCACAAUACUGAUUUUUUUUUCCCUAUCUCUUUCCGUCUUAUUUGGUAACCAAAGAAUGGGAAGUUGGUUAUCAUCUCUAUUUGCAGAACCUUUUGAAAAGUACCAUCCAAAGUACUGCGUCAGUGAAAUGUGUUGCAUUUAUCUGGAAUUUUUGUGAAACAUGCAGGCAGUGUAAUUUUAAUAAAUUAGCUAAUUAAGCGGAUUAUUAAUUUUUCGUGCUUAUUUCUUGUUAUUCCAUAAAAAUAUUUCUGUAUCAAACAAGGCAUUUUAACUUUUUUAAAUUUCAUUUUUAUCAUGUGUAUAGUGAUUAUCUGCAAGCUACCUGUUAUUUCGUUUUAAACAGAAGAUGCUGCAAACUUUCUGACUGAAAAUUUUUUGCUAAGUUUUGCUUCAUAUAAGAUUUCUGACUUCAUUUAGCGGAAGCAGGCACUGCAAACGUUUACAAUCUAAUGCCCACAUUUGCUUUCCUAUUUUAAAAAUUCUGCUUUCAAUAGCAAAUUUAACGGUUAUGUAAGGAUUCAAGAAAGAGCUUUGUAUAAUUGGCCUUCAUCUGCAAAAUAUCAGUUAUGGAGUGAAUUUAUUUCAAGUAGUAUCAAGUUAUAAUUAUUGUUUAUGUGGCAAUUUAUGUAACGCUUUUCACGACAGGUUAAUGACGCACAUCUUUUGCGUUAUUAAUAAGUCGUAGUUUAAGAUUUUGAAAGAAAAUUUUUUUGCAUAAGAUUGCUGUGUAUAUAUUAAUAAAUCUAGAAAUUGCAAUAAACAAGUCAAACAGGUGGAUUUAUAUCUAAUUUUUUAAGCACAGUAUUUAAUAAGGGACUUUUUGUUGCUGCAUAUGAAAUGUAUCAGGGUGAGCUAAAUGUUUAGGAAAGAAUCGGACGGCAGAAUUUCAGAGUGGCAGGCUUUGCACCGGGCGGUGUAAAGUCCAGUGCUAGCCUUGUGUAACAUUAACUUGUAUGCUGUUCUGUAGAUGUCUUUAUCUCACAUCCAGUUCUUUUCCUUCUUGGCAAAAUACUGGUUUACCGGAAGCGUUUUCAAUAUCUGUUUUAAAAUAGAUUUAAAGUAAUCUACUACUAUUUCAUAUUCUUUGUUGUAAGAAGUAUAAUAAGAUAUCUGUUCUGCUUUUCUGCCAAUCUCAUAACAAUAAAAUGAACGGACAGUUGCAACUCAUGGGAAAAAAGCAUUAAUUUGUCACCGUUAGCGGUUUGAGGAAAUGUAAGAAUGUGAGAUUUCAGAAUAAUACCAAUUUAAAUUCCUGUAAUUUUUCCAUAAACCUUUCACUUCAAAAAAAAAAAAAAAAAAAUGUGGUUACUGGAAAUUUUUCUCUUAUUCCAACAAAUGCUUUUAGAAUUUGGAAUGCAUUAGAACCAAUAAUGCCGUUAAACAAAUUGUAUAUAAUAAUAAAGGAAGAAAAAUAUAGUUUAGAAGUUAAUGCUUUUUUAAAGUUAGCCAUGCUUAACAGUAAAAAGUUGUCAGGUAGUAAUUAUUAUUUAAAUGCCUAUUGAUUUAUUAAAUGCAUUUUUAUAAUAAGUUAAAUUUAACUGGGCGUGAAAUAGGGAAGAAAGGGGAUAUGAUUAGAGUUAAUGCUUUCCUAAGUCACGAAUAAUAUUAGAGUUUUUAGGUAGUUAUUAUUAUUAAAUGCUUGCUGAUUUUAUUAAUUUCUUUUAAUAAUUUAUUUAUUUUAAAUUUAACUAAAAAUAUAAGAGGGAAAGAAGGGAGAUGUAGCUCAGAGAUUAAUGCUUUUCCAAAUUAGUCAUGUGUAAUAGUAAAGAAUUUUGUGAUAAUUGCUAUUUAAGUUCCCAGUGGUUUUUUAAAUUGUUUGUAUAAUUUAUUUAUUUUAAAUGCAGUAAAGUAGACGACAGUGGAGGUAAGGUGAUACGGUUCAGAGAUUAAUUAUUUUCUAAAUUUGUCAUGUAAUAGUAAAGAAUUCUCAGAAAAUUAUUACUAUAAUUUACUUAUUUGAAAUGCGACAAAGUAGGCUGCUGUGAAAGGAGGAAGAUAUGUUUCAGUGAUUAAAAUGGUUUUAUAAAUCAAUUGCGUAAUAGUAAAGAAUUAUCCAUUGAUUGUUAUUUAAGUGCCUGGUGAUUUUAAUAAAUUUGUUUUUAUAAUUUAUUUUUAAUUCAACUAAAUAAUGAAGAGUGAAGGAAGAGAGUUAUGGUUCAGUGAUGACUGCUUUUCUAAAUUAGUCAUGAGUAAUAGUAAAGAAUUCUCAGGUAAUGAUUAUUACCAUUUAAUUAGCUGUUGAUUUAUUAUUUUUAAAAUAAUUUGUUUAUUUUAAAUUCAUCUAAGUGUGCAACAGUCAAGGAAGAGAGCUGUUGCUCAGAGAUUAAUGAUUUUCUAAAUUAGUCCUGUAAUAGAUAUACUUUCUCAGAUAAUUAUUAUUGUUAUUUUGGUGUCAGGUGAUUUGUUAAAUAUGUCUUCAUAACCAGUUUAUUUUAAAUUCAGUUGGGUAUGUAUGCAAAUCUUUAUCAGCUUCAGUUACAUAAAGCACAAUUCUGUUACUAAUUGUUUUCAGUUAGAAAAGUGCUCGAUGAUUGCUAGAAAUCUGUAAAACUGAAUUCAAAAUUUUUGUUAUUUCUACUUAAUUGACCAUGCUAUAGAAAGUUGUAGAUAGCCACAUGAACCUAAUAAUCUAAUAUUCUGUCAGAUUGUUUGAAUUUAUGUGUUAUAUCCGUCCUUGCCCAAACCCACCUUGCACAAGCUAUGUUGUUUUUUCGUAAAAUUCGUUAAAAGAACUGGUUACUGAAAUUUCGAGUAAAUGAUAAGUUUUCAUUUGUGUGUAAAUAAUUUCAUAAAUGUUUUAGUAUUUAUAAAGAUGAAUGUGAAGAAUUUUAAGAAUUUAAAAGCUUUUUCUGCCUGUUAAAUAAUGAUGGAAAAGUCAUUUAAAUGCCUUUUGAAAUGUGCCAAUAAUGACACAAAUCCAUGUCACAAUCAUAAAUGAUGUAGGACAGUUAUUAAAAUUAAAAAUCUGAUUAUAUUAAUUUGCAUUUUAUUGUAAUUUCAAGUUAACAGACCUGAAAGAGAAUCGAAUUUUUGUGUCUGUAUGACUUGAAAGUAAUUGAAAUUUUAGAAUAAAAUCAGAAGCAUCUUUAUCUUUGUUCCAUUGAAAAUGGCCAUUUAUGAUGAUGUAGUACUGUUUGUAAUGUAUCAUCUAAUUUCAAUGAUACUCAUUUCAUUUACCUUUCCCUUAUGUAAAGCUUUGUACUUAAUAAAUACCAAAAAUUGUUGCAGAGAAAAAUAAUUGUUUGUUUAAAACAAUGCUACUUGUUUUAAAAAAAAAAGUGCAUUUUUAGUAAAUGCAUUUUACUUAUUUAGCUUUCUGUACUUAUUUUGUUCUUAGUGUUAAAUUGUUAUCCCAUAUAUCAUUUUUGAUGUAGAAUUCAAGAAAUGUAAAAGACACGUUUUUUCGUACCUUGCUAAUAAUACCUUAUAAAUAUGUUAAAUAUUUAUGAUUCAGUUUUUGUUUUCAGUGUAUCUUUUAUAUCAUUUUUAUUAGUAUAGUUUGUUAUUUUGAAAUUAAUGAAUACGUAACAAUAAAUAUAUAAAUUUUUAUUAGAGAGUUAAUUCAAAUGUAUUUUUAAAUAAGUAUAUUAUUUAUCACCUUGCAUCCCAAUGGUGCUCAGGCUGUAUGCAUUUUGUAUUCAUAAAGUUAUGAACGUAAAUUUUUUAAUUUUGUAGAUUUAAUCCUAUUUUUAUAUGCUUAAAAAUUGUAUUUAUUAGCAUGUAAUUGUCCUUGAAAAUUUCAUUUUAUUUCUUAAAUUUGGAAGUUUGUUACUGUCAUAUAGCUUUUUCAGCUUCAAUGUAAACAAUUUUUAAUUUUUGCAAAAUCUUGUACAACUAAUAAACAUAAUGUAAUUUAAUUUGCUCUUAUAUUUAACCAGUGAAGAAAGGUGAUGAACAUAUUUCAGAUAAAUUUGUAUGCAGUAUUGAAGGUUACUUUCUUGCAUUUAAAUACAAAAUAUCACUUAGUUUAUAGGUUGCUUUUUUUGUCUUGAUUUAUUACAAUGGCAUCAUUGUCUGAAAUUACUCAUUUAUCCAAGACCUGCAUCUCAUCUGUUUUGUGCGCGUAUGUGUAUGUAUGUGUGUUUUGUUUUAUGUUAUUGUUCAAGAUGCUAGAUAUUGUGCUGCAUACUUAUUAACAAAGCUAAGUUGUUUCCACUCACAUAAUAAUUUUGCUGUUUAUUUAUUAAAAACCAUGCAUCAUUCAAUAAAAUGCUGUGAUAAAUUAAGAAUUUUUGUAUGCCACGAAACAUUUUCAAUGUUUUGUUUUUUCUUUUCCUAUGUGAAUUAUUUCAAAUUUCUUUAAGCAAAAAUAACAUUAUAUCAGGUAAAAUAUAGAAUAAUUGUCUCUUUUACAUUUUUAGUGAAGAAAAAUGCAAUUGUAUGUCUUGUGAACAAGUGAAUUUGAAUUUUCAUAUAAUUUUAUUAUGUUCAGAACAAAUUAAAAGUUGUGUGGUUUGAGUAGAAGCAGAUAAGAAAAUGCUAUCUGGCUUGAGUAGGAACUCUGUGAAUGUAGUACAAUAUUUCAAAAAUCUCAGAAAUCUUUUUCCUCUAGUAUUGCGUAUCUUAAAUUUUCGGAAAACUGAAACUUCACCAGGCGUUCGAUAUUUUCACUAGCUUUAUUUAUUUAUUUUCUUCACUUAAUAAGCACUGCAAGAUAAUGUGCCUUGUGUGAAAUAUAUUGCUAAUAUUUUAUAACAUUUAAUCAUCUGAUUUGUUAGAGAUGACUAGUAUAUUCAUAAACAGAACAGUUUUCAUUUUUAUGUACUUUAUUUUCUUGAGCUUAAUCAUUAUUCACUAUCAUGAUGUAGGAUUCUGUCAACCAGUACUUGCAAGUUUGAGAAUGCUGCAUAACUAAGUUGAUCUCAUGUUAUUCAUUAUGCGAAUUCUGCUUCCACGAAUAUUAUUUGAAGUACCAGCUUUACUGUAACUUCCUUUAUUGUAUAACUCAAGUUUACUUGGUAGUUCUAUAAUUCCUACACAAUUACGAUGAAUUAUUUUACUUAAUCGCUGUGAAAAUUCUUUAUUAAAAAAUUGUUUAAAAAGUUCCUUCAAGUGAUGUAUUUCAUAAUUAUCCUUCUGCCUUUAAAAAUUUAUAAUUUUAUGUCAAGUAAAAUUAAACAAUGCAAUAAAUAAUUUACAUUGAGAAAAAUCAAAGUUAAGAAGUAGUUAAGUUAAAAUUAUUUCCCAAGAUACCUUAAGCAAUAAACUUUUGAAUCAUUUUUAGCUUAAGGGAGUAAUUUCCUGUAAGUAUUUUUAUACAUUAGAUCAAAGACAAGUUUUAUGCUUUGGUAUGACUAAACAUAUUUGUAUGAAGAUAAACAUCUCUUCAUUUGCAUGGAUAUUUAAUCAUUAUACUGUAGUUUUAAGCCAUCACUGCAUGUCUUUGGUGUCAUUACUGUGAAUUAUUAGUCUUAUCAAUAUGGACUAUUUAUAGAAACUGCCAGGCAAUGUGGCAUUUUAUUAAUCCAAAUAUUCCUGGCAAAAUAAUUUGUAUUAUUUCUUGAUCAAUACCUUAAAUAAAAUUGCAAAAUCUCAAAACGUUUAAAUCUGGAUGAAAUUUUAAUGUUUGUAAUAAAAAAUGUCAUUCUGUUUGUAAUAAGAGCUGGUUUGUGACCAUGUUUUUAGUCUUUUGAAAUAAAACUACUUUAUUGAGCUUUUCUGCUUUGUCUUGGUUAAGGAAAGUAACAUUUAAGGUUUUUCACAAUAUGUAUGAAUUUUAAAAAAUAUGUUCAUUUUUCAAAGGGGAGAUUUUUCCCUUCACAUCAAGUUCCUAGAAUUUUGUUACUUAUUUCAUUUAUAUGUUAUGGAUUGGUUGAUUAUUUGAAUAUCUUAAGGCACACAAGAGUUGUCUGUUUGUAUACCUCAUGGAAGGUGGAGCAAGUUAGACCUAAAAAAUAUUUCAAACAUUUCAUUUCUCAAAAUCUCUAUUUACUGACGAAUUACUACCUGUGUCUUACAAGUAUUAGUUUAUUAUCUUCUACUGUUUGGUUAUAGCAUAAUAGUUUAUAAAAUAUGUUACACCAAUAUACAGGCUCAGCUGUAACAUUUUUGACAUUCUAGACGAUUAGUACUUAUAGAGCACCGUAUGAGUUUACGAAGCAUUAUUAAUGUUACUUAGGCUUGGAACCUGCCAUAAUUAUAUAUGUAUUUAUAAAUUAUUCUUAGAAAUAAAGGAUUAGCUACUGCACAAACUAUUCUUUUCCUAAAGAAGCUUCUGUGCAAGUGCUUAUAAAGCAUAAGUGCUCGUAGGCAUAAUGAAAUUAAGUAUAAAGAAUGCCAGCAGCAGUAAAGAGGUUUUAAGAAGGCAAAAAUUGGAAUCUUAACAUUCAUACUUUGCAUCAGUAGUAAAAGAUGUAACUGUAGGUGUCAUUUUCGAAUUUCCUAUUCGCGUUAACCCCCUCCCCUUUUUUAACCGUCUGCUGCUUUGAUGUAGUUUUACAGUAUAGUUCAGUAUCUUUACUGUGAUUAUAAUAAUCUGUUAACAAUAGUUUUACAUUAUUGAAGUAUAUGAUCAUAAUACUGAAGUAGAAAUGUUACAAAUGUGAUAAUAUGAGGAAUAACAAUCAAAAUAUCAGUUGACAUCCUGUUUACUUAAGGAAUGAAUGUUCCUUCUACUACUAAGUACAAGUAUCCCUCUUAUAACACGGUUUCCUACAACACAGUUUAGCUCUUAAGCGAUACGAAAAUUGCGAACACCCUCUUCUAGCACGACAGCACUGUUUCAUUCUAGCACAUCAGUGAAUAUUCAUAAAGCCUCUUAAAGCACUUUAUUCAUAUACAUAUUUUGAUAAUGCGAUUUUUAUUAUAAACGUUUACAAAAUUAAGUUACGUACUACGCCAUCGUGUAGAACAUAAUAAGCUAUUUAUUUAUACAUAAAUAAAAUAAAUUUCCAGGAUACCCGCAUUCUCCCACAUCAAAAUCCUGAUACUGAGUCGUACCCAUCAUUUACAUAGUAUUUAUCUUGUGCUCCAAAUGUCCAUUUGUAAGAUGGCAUAAAUUACGUAUCUGUGAUUUUGAUAAAACUUUUUAAAGAAUAUUUGGGGCAUGUGUUACGAAUUAAGAUUUGUCGUUUUUAGCAGUAAUUAUCGCAAUAUUACAUUUCAGUCUCAAACUAUGUCUGAAAAUAAGAAAAAAACUUUUAAAAGAAAAUUUAUUUCUUUGUAGAUGAAAAUACGAAUUUUGAAUCGUGUGUUAAAAAGGAGGGAAGGCAUCUGACGUUACAAAAAGUCUGAAUUUAAAUAAGGCAACAGUCAGAAUCUUAAAAAAAAAAAAAAAAAAAAAAAAAAACCGUUUCUAGUACACAUCCCUUUAUUUUGUAUUCGUUGUUAGUCUCGUAUAAUACGGUAUUUUCUGAGAACCUAUCUACCGUGUUAUAGGAGGGAUACUUGGUAAAAAAUAUUCGCCUCCUCUUUAGACGUAGUUUUGUUCUUUGCCUAAAAAGUAAAACUAAAGAAUAGUAUGUAUUAGUUUUAAAAAGAAAUUUACUCUUAUUUAGGUAUUUGAAUGGACGUACUUUCUCUUAACAUUGUUGCUGAAAAGUUUAUAAAUAUGCAUAAUCUGCGUUGCGUGUAGGAAAAAUAAUUUUUCAUGGUAUUUAUUAAAAUGUUUUGUGAAGGAACUCUGUAUUAAGAUGAAAAACAUAUAGAAUAUUAAACAACUUCAUUAGUUCGAACCUAACCUUAAGGCGAGUUAUUGUAUGAAGCUGUGCUUGCUUUUCUGAAUACAUAAUUAUUAAUUACAUAAGCUAAAAUCGGUGGACCUAAACGACUUUUUUUUAUAUAUUCGAGUUAAUUUAGCACUCAUUUCCCCACCUUUGGUCAAGCUUUCCUUUUAUUGAUGGAAAUGCGUAAAAUAUAUAAGAAAAACUAUAGCAAAUAAGAAAAUUUUCGUCAAUGAAUUUAAAAGAAAAAAUAAGCGCAUAAAAUAAUAAAAUGAGGAUAGCUAAUUUUUAAAAGACACUUACAACGUGCUUUUAUUUUGUAGCUCUAGAGCAUUGCAAAAUAAGUCUGUUAUUAGUCGUUUUGCAAAACAUAUCCACGUUCUCUUUUAAUACGCUUAUGCUUCUGUAGUGAAGGUUUAGUCGACCGAGCGAUCAAGUCCCUGAACGGUGGUAGUUCGGUCCGAGGUUCGAUUCCCGCGUACGGGCUGGCUGCAUGUACGUUUUCUUGGUUUUCCCCUUGUGUAAGCGUGUUAAUACGAGCCAGUUUCCAUUAGAAAGUCCUUCACGAAGGCAUCCCUCCCUUCCGUGUAGUGCCUUAGGGUGGAACACGUAAAUAAUAAUAUUGGAGGUUUAGCGACUGAUCUUCAUUUCAUGGUACACUGGCGUUUCGUAUUUUUUUAAGAUAAUGAUCAUUAUUAUAAUGCUGUUGAAUAAUAAGGAGUGAAGUUAGUAAUACGUAAGUGUUAAUUCGACGUUUCAAAAGCACCAAGAAUUAGAGAUGUUCCCAAAACUACAGUAAUUUCCAAAAAUAUUUGUACAUAGAGUUUCAUGCUUGAUAAAUUUAAGCUGAGCAUGAAAGUAAUAGGCUUCUAUACGAAGUAUGUAUGUUGAUGUUUGCUUCGAAACCUUUGGUUUUAUAAGUAUUUGUGUAGGAAUGGUUCGCAGUGUCUCAGAAAAGAUUAUAACGAAACUCCUCACGAGCUUGCAUAAUAGAAGCAAACGUUUAAAGAUUUCUAAGGUACUUUUUUAAAUAUAAUUAAGAAAUUUUGCAUGUAUAAUUAGGACUUUUUUUCUGAAGCACCCAGGAAAAAUUGCUCUCAAAAUCAAUACAGCAACUAUCUACUGCAAACUAGGUUCCCCCCUUUUGCCUAAUUUUAAAAUAUACAUAAUUGCUUCAUGACAGACUUUAAGUCUCUCUUAAAUUUUAUUUAUAUUUAUUUGAAACUUUAUUUAUAUUAUUAAAAGAUUUUCAAAACUGAAAAGACAUAUUUUUGUCCACUUUAGCUGUUAAAUAUGGAACACUUUUAGAGCAUUUCUUUUAAAACUCAAACUAUAUACGUAAAACAAAAUGUAGAAUUACUUCUAAAUUGGAAAGAAAAUUUUGUGGUUAAAAUUUAAUCAAUGUCAGUGUCAUUUCUGUGACUGAUACGCUAGAGGUUUUCUUGUUUAUGUUUUAGUUAUUUAUUUUCUUAUGAGGAGUUAUUUCAUAGUAAAAGAGCAGCGAUUUAUUCGUCAGUUAUUCUUUGAUUACAAGAUUAUGCAAUGAUGGAAUUUGUCAAAAACUUCUAGCUCUCUGAAUUGUAGAAUUUUGAAUACGAGCCUAAAUAUUUAAAUAUAUAUAUAUAUCCAUGAAUUAAAAAACGAGAUAAAAAUCUCCAUUAGUUCAUACUAUGUUGGUAGUCCUGGAGUACUUUCUUAUUAUCAAUCGUUUCUACGGCUUGAUUAAGCCAGUUUCAGAUCCUAGGUCCGAAGCCCUUAGAAUCCACUUUUACAACAGAAAAACAGGUUUGUAGGGAAAUAUAGGCUUACAAUAUCUAAAACUAGGCUUACAAUAUCAUAGGCCCAGCCCUUCUGGAUCUGGGCACUAAUCAGGCCUUGACCGUUUCUGAAUUUAUUGUUGUUAUUCUAUAUGAGUUAACUUACACGAGAAGCUAAUUUUUUGUAGGAAAAACUGUGAAAAAUCAGUAGCAAUGUAAAUAAAAUGCUAGAAUUUAAGAAUAAUUUACAUAAAUGGAGAAUAAUUAACAUUAAAUUGCUUUAAAAUGCAAUCUAAAAGGUAAACUCGGCAGCACAAUCCAUAGAGAGCCAUGGCUGGCAGUACCCUGAUAUACGCUUUCUAGACCGUGGGCUCCGGGGUGCUUGUGCAUCUUAGCCUGGACAAAUGGUCAACUUGCACAGCUUGUCGCAGGACCUCCAGUGUUUGGUCCCCAAGCAAAGAAUAUGUUCCAGACGUUCUUUGCUUGAGGACCAAAAAACGUCUAGAACAUAUUCUUUGCACCGAGGGAGCUUGGUUCUCAUUUUAUCGACUCACUCACGGAUGAAAGGCUGAGUCAGCCUUCCUCAGCCCGGGGAUCGAGUUCCAGACCUGUGGUGCUCCUGCGCGACGCGCUAGCCACAGCGUCACCGGGGGGCCUCUUACAAUGCAAGCACUGUUUUAAAAAAAAAUUCAUGAUUUAAAACAUGCAUGCUUUUUAGAAUUCAAUAUAUCUUACGAAAUGUAACAUUUCAUGUAAUAGUCUAUAGUAAAGUGCAAAAUAUAACUUUCUAUGUAAUAUUCUAUAAUAAUUGUGCUAAAAAUUAUAGAUGAGUUCUGUUGCUGUUGAUAAACAUUUUGAAUGUGACGCUGAGAAACGUGAAUGGACGUUAAUAAACAUUUUCAAUGUUUGUUAACGUCUCUGUUAAGAUAUUCUUUAUUUUGAUCUAAUUUGUCUUUGUAAUUUCUUCCAAAUGAAGAUUGACUAUGCUUGAUGAAGCGAAUAUUGAAAUUAAAUAAAUUUGCCUCGUUUAUUAUCAUUAAAUAUCAGCUUAGUUUUAUACUUAUAUUUUGCUAUAAUAUUCAGUACUAUAUUAUGUUAUGUAAUAUACAAGCUAUUUUUUCUGUGCUAAAUACAGCCAAUAUGAAAACCAAAUUAUUGAUUUGAAAACUAAACGUUCCUCAAAGCGUCUGCUGUGCCCAAGCCCUGUUAAUCAAGUUUAUUUAAAUUUGAAAAUCAUUAACUACUUACUUUUCUUAGGAAUAGAGUCGAGUUUGAAAGGCUCGCUUUGUUAACAAAAACUGAGCUCAGUAAAUUCAAAAUGCUGUAUUCCGUCUGCGUUGAAACUACGAUCGGCUAUAGACAUCAAGUGUUCAAAUCUUGCAUCUUUAAAGUUCGUUUCUUAUGUGAAUAGGUUAGUUCUUAUUUUAAUUAUUUGAACUGGGAAGGGGGCAUUUAUAACCUAAAAACGUUAUCUUUAAUAAUCAUCAUGCUAAAAUCCUUGUCUUAAAAGUCUUUUUAAGAGAAAAAAAAGAUUACUUGCAGAAUAACUCGUAAACGAGUAUUUCCUAUUCAAAGAAAAGUCUUUUUUUCCUAUCAUAAGGUGAAAUAUCAUCCUAGUAUGCUUAUCCUGUCACUGUGACAUUUUGAUUUUAGAUUGGCUGCUUUAAAAUAUAUUAUUUUUAUUAACAGUGGAGCCAAUUAUUAUAUCUAGAAUAUGUUAUUACCGUAAUUUUUCAAAUUUAAUUAAGUAACAUAAUUUGUGAAACCGAAUAACUGUCUUUUGAUUCUUUAGUGUUAGAUUUCUUAUAUAUUGAGUUGGCCUAGAUUAUUUAUUUUCGAAAUUAACUUAAUUACAAAACUAAUGUAAAUAUUGGUGCAAAGUAUAAGGAUGUUGCAAAAUCAAUUUACAUUUUAUCGUUUUUUUUUUCACAUGAAACAUAUUAUUACAGAAAUAUUUAUAUUUUCUUUCUAUAAAAAUUUUAUAAUAAUGCAUAUUUGCAUAAAUAUUUCUAUAAUAUUAUACACUGAAAACGAUUUCUCAAAUUCUGUGAGAAUCCUACUCAAACCAAAAAGUAUUUUAGUCAGAUUUGUCUAGUUAUGCUGAAAGUAAACAUUUUUAUGUGCAUAUGUUUAACAGAAAUGUCAUACUAUUGAGUUUUAUGUUAUUUUUGUAAAGAAAUUUUGCUAUACCUGACUGAACUAAAUUGUAUUCAAUGCUUUUGUCCUUUACGGAAAGCUAUUUAAAUAUUUAAAACUAUAAAAAUCAAUAAAAAAUGCCUGUGAAUAAAAUCUACUUUAAAAUUUUUUCUGCAGCAUACUGAAAAGCUUUAAUUAUGGUUUCAAAUUUCAUAGAAUUAUUUUAGUCUUGAUUUGCAAUUAAUAUCUAAAGAUAUCAUUUUCUUCGUUUUAAAUUUGGUAUUGUUAUAAGUUUUAACUCACACCAUUUCAUAUUGUACAUAACCAUUUAUUACUUUGUAUUUAAGCAUGACUAAGUGCACUGCUAUAUAUUAGUUAAUGAAUAUUGGGAUUUGUUCUGUUUCAUCACAGCGUAACUACGCAACUGUCUACUUGAUGAAACUGGUUCAAUGUACUUUCAGUGGCUUUGGCGAUAUAUAAAUUAAUUCCUAUUUAAA